GCUCCUCAGUUUCCAAUCCCCGUACUCCCUCUCUCUCUUCCUUUUCUUGAAACUUCCCUCUUUCCUUAAAGGAUUCCCUCCUAAUUUGGUGGGAUUAUCCCAAGUUUCAGCUGCUACCACUCAUCAGCAUUGCCAUUUCCUGUUUCACUCACCACAUGGAAAAGCUUAUUCGCAUGUUCCCUUUGCUUCUUCUUCUUCUGUUCCCCACUUUUGCCUUCGCUGGCCAUGACUAUGGCCAAGCUCUGAGCAAGAGCCUUCUCUUCUUUGAAGCCCAGAGAUCUGGCUACCUUCCCCACAACCAGAGAGUCACAUGGAGAGCACAUUCUGGUUUGCAAGAUGGCAAAGCAAGCGGGGUGGAUCUAGUUGGAGGGUACUAUGAUGCAGGGGACAAUGUGAAGUUCGGGUUACCCAUGGCGUUUACCGUUACGAUGAUGUCGUGGAGCAUCAUUGAAUACGGCAAACAAAUGGCUGCUAGUGGUGAACUUGGUCACGCCAUGGAAGCCGUUAAGUGGGGUACGGACUACUUCAUCAAAGCUCACCCUCAACCCAAUGUUCUCUACGGAGAGGUGGGAGACGGGAACACUGACCAUUACUGUUGGCAAAGGCCAGAGGACAUGACAACCGACCGUCAUGCCUACAAGAUCGAUCCAAGCAAUCCCGGGUCGGAUCUUGCCGGAGAAACCGCCGCCGCUAUGGCCGCUGCCUCCAUUGUUUUCCGACGCUCUAACCCUGCCUAUGCCGCCGAACUCCUCCGCCAUGCCUACCAGCUAUUUGAUUUUGCUGACAAAUACAGAGGCAAAUAUGACAGCAGCAUUACGGUUGCCCAGAAAUAUUACAGAUCCAUCAGUGGUUACAAUGAUGAAUUGCUCUGGGCUGCUGCUUGGCUCUACCAAGCAUCUAACAAUCAGUAUUACUUGGAUUACCUUGGAAGAAAUGGUGAUUCCAUGGGUGGAACUGGUUGGAAGAUGACUGAAUUUGGUUGGGAUGUCAAGUAUGCUGGUGUUCAGACAUUAGUUGCCAAGUUCCUGAUGCAAGGCAAAGCUGGGCAUCAUGCUCCAGUUUUCGAGAGAUAUCAGCAGAAGGCUGAAUCUUUCAUGUGUUCGUGCCUUGGAAAGGGUGAUCGCAAUGUUCAGAAGACUCCGGGUGGCCUCAUCUUCCGCCAGAGAUGGAACAACAUGCAGUUUGUCACAAGUGCCUCAUUUUUAGCCACUGUCUACUCUGACUACCUUGCUUCCUCUGGUAGAAACUUGAGGUGCAGUUCAGGCAAUGUGCCCCCUGCUGAACUUAUCUCCCUUGCAAAGUCUCAGGUUGACUAUCUUCUUGGUGACAACCCAAGAGCCACUAGCUAUAUGGUGGGCUAUGGAAGCAACUUCCCACAAAGGGUUCAUCACAGAGGUUCAUCCAUUGUUUCCAUCAAGGUUAACCCUUCAUUUGUCAGCUGCCGUGGAGGUUAUGCUACUUGGUUUAGCAGCAAAAGGAGCGACCCGAACCUGCUCACUGGUGCUCUUGUUGGUGGACCUGAUGCAUAUGAUGACUUUGCUGAUGAAAGAGAUAACUAUGAGCAGACAGAGCCAGCAACCUAUAACAAUGCUCCUCUUAUCGGUAUUCUGGCAAGACUAGGUGGAGGUCAUGGUGGCUAUAACCAGCUUCUUCCAGUUGUUGUUCCAGCUCCUAAGCCUGUUGUUACCAAGCCUCAACCAACCCCCAGUCCCAAGACAACUCCACCUCCAGCUUCGUGGUCAGGUCCAAUUUCCAUUGAACAGAAAAUGACCACCUCGUGGAUUGCCCAUGGAAUAACUUACUACAGAUACUCAACAGUGGUGACUAACAAAUCUAACAAGAGUCUCAAUUCUCUCAAUCUUUCAAUAUCCAAGCUUUAUGGUCCAAUCUGGGGUGUCACAAAAUCAGGUGAUUCAUACACAUUCCCAUCAUGGCUCAGCUCAUUAUCAGCAGGCAAAAGCCUUGAAUUUGUCUACAUCCAUUCUGCUUCAGCAGCAGAUGUCUCCGUGACAAACUACGUGUUGGCCUGAGAGUGACAUGGGAAUGGUUUACUGCUUUGUUGUGUAAGAUUGUGUAGCCAUACAAAUGUGCAGUGAGGAGAGGGUCUUUACGUUUUUCCUUCUAUAUUUUGAUGUCAAAUCUUCUUCUUCCCUUGUGUAUUUUGCAUUUCAGUAGGUUAGAUCAAAAUAGGUAGAUUAUAUAAGAUGGAAGGACCGGAGCAGAAAGGAGUGAAGAGACAAAAGGCAGAGCUCAUCCUCUUUCUUCUCCGCUUUACAACUUAUAUACAGUGAGUGAUACAAGACAGACAGUGAAACAGUGUUGUUGAGAAGUUUAAAAAACAAAGUGAACUUCUCAAUAUUUCAGAGAAGAGUCAUCUCUUGUAUUUUUCAACAGCUUUGGAUGUCUUUUCUGUGUUUGAUGUUGUAAGCUUUGCAGCAUUUUGUAUUCUCUACAGAGAAACAGUUUGUGCUAUAUAGUAUUAUGUUUUUGUGCUGUGCAAUACUAAUUUGGUUAUUUCAA
Glycine soja is the source of this 2520-nucleotide messenger RNA. RefSeq names its product endoglucanase 6-like. The transcript has 9 exons. Lineage: Eukaryota; Viridiplantae; Streptophyta; Magnoliopsida; Fabales; Fabaceae. The coding region runs from base 156 to 2030 and encodes 624 amino acids. Gene Ontology annotation, biological process: carbohydrate metabolic process. The record is from RefSeq and is a predicted model, not a curated record. Gene Ontology annotation, molecular function: hydrolase activity, hydrolyzing O-glycosyl compounds; carbohydrate binding.